AUGGAAGAGGCCUCAGCUCUAGCUUCAGGCUGGGCAUGCCUUCCAAGCGACCUUCUGGAUUCAAUGCUAGAGAAGUUGGUACCUGUGUCGGACUAUAUCGUGUUUAGUGCCGUUUGCAAGCAUUGGAGAUCGAUAGCUUUACAUAACAGGAAGAAACGCCUUGAAUCAUGCCACAGGCAGCUUCCUAUGCUGAUGGUACCCAGCAAAGACAAAAACGACGAAAUGCGUGGCUUGUAUAGUGUCACACAAGGUAAGACUUGCACCUUUGAGUUGCAUGUGCCUUACAAUAAGAGGUGUUGUGGUUCUUCUCAUCGUUUGUUGGCUUAUGCGGAUGACAAAUCGGUAAUAACACUCUUAAAUCCUUUCACUGGAUGUGCCAUUCGCCUACCGCAGGUCACGAAAGUCCCACGGUUGUUUAUUAGACCUGAAGGUACAUUAGGAAGGCUCCUCUAUUUGGACUUUGGACCUUACCCUGUCGAAUCGUCCCGUGGAGAGCUAUUGCUCAUUAUGAAGUUUGAAGGAUAUGAUUUUCAUCUUAGGAUGACCGUGAGCUUUAAGGUUUUCAAACUGCUAUGUGCUGGUGGGGAUAGACCGGAAUUUGUUGAGGAGAUUGAGAGUAUUGGCAGUGAUGCUUUGUUUUUGGGUGAAGUUGAGUCCAUGCGUGUGUCCGCAUUAGACUUCCUGGGGUGUCAACCAAAUUGCAUAUACUUCAGUACAUCAUAUUGGGGAAUAGCUGAAGGGCCUCUUGACAUGGCUGCUUUCAACUUGGCACCCAGAAGAAUGGAAACCCAUUAUUUCUCCUCCAGUCGUUCAACCAAGAGGAUGCCAUCAUCAGUCUGGAUUUUGCCAACCGUGGUGUUAAAGCCUCGAAGCUGA
Prunus armeniaca (apricot) is the source of this 876-nucleotide messenger RNA. The record is from the annotation of a GenBank genome assembly. Lineage: Eukaryota; Viridiplantae; Streptophyta; Magnoliopsida; Rosales; Rosaceae.